AUGGCCUUCGAGUAUCCGGUCGAAACUGCGUCAGAAAAAGCCAAAGAGGUAUAUGUGCGCUUGGUGCAAACCGAUGAUCAUAAUCCGCCAGAUCUUGUCAUCGGCGCUGACACAGUGAUUGUGUACGAUGGUGAGAUCUUGGAGAAGCCUGUUGAUAAAGUCGACAAUGUCCGCAUGCUCGCUGAUUUAUGCGGUCGCUCUUUUCAUGUGAUCACAGGUGUGGCUCUUGUGCAUCCCAUACUCUCUGCUCCUGGCUACCAGAUCCGCACCGUGUGCGAACAAACGAAAGUGCACUUUGCCGAUGUGCCUGCGCCGUUACUGCAGGCUUAUGUUGAGUCUGGCGAAGGAUUGGAUCGUGCUGGUGGUUUUGCUAUACAGGGGCGCGGUGCUUUGUUGAUCCGGGGGAUUGAAGGCGACUACAACAAUGUCGUAGGCUUCCCAUUGUACAGCGUGUUUGACCUUCUGCACAAUCUCGUGGAGAAUGAAGAGCUUGACCUUGAAGGCAUGGACAUGUAA
Molecule: messenger RNA, 516 nt
Organism: Malassezia globosa CBS 7966
Lineage: Eukaryota; Fungi; Basidiomycota; Malasseziomycetes; Malasseziales; Malasseziaceae
Exons: 1
Coding region: 1-516 (171 amino acids)
Molecular function (GO): nucleoside triphosphate diphosphatase activity
Source: RefSeq, a predicted model, not a curated record